UAGUUUGGGCACACUGGUGGUAGAAAUUGCUGUUUUUUCGUUGACAAGAAAUUGAGAUUAAAGUGUAAAAUUAAGUGAAUAAUGCUGUGAAAAAGAGCGCAAAGCGUGAGAAAUGCCUUUGCUUGUAUUUGGCCUGAAGUGAAAAUUCCAAUAAGGAAAAACCAGAAGCUAAAAGGAAAGUGUGUGAAGAAGAAGAUAGAAAGUGAAGUGAAGUGCCAAGUGCAACAGCAGCCGCAGCGGAGACUGGGAAAGACUGGGCGUCGGAUAGCCAGGCUGUCACCACAGAGUUUUCUCCCGCUUCAGCUCCCCCGCUUCCCAUAUUUUCAGCAUGGAUGCCGAAACACAGGAAAUACGACAGGCUCGUCAACGUGCUUCCGUCAAAUGGCUGCUCUCAAAGGCCUUUAACAAUCGCGUGCCGGACAAUUUAAAGGAGCCGUUCUAUCGCGAUCACGAGAAUCAGGAACGCCUAAAGCCACAAAUUAUUGUGGAACUUGGCAAUGCCACUCUGUAUUGCCAAACAUUGUCCAAUCUGUAUUCAGAUCCCAAUUACCAAAGCUUAAAUCACUGGUCAAUAUUACAGACGCUAGCGCGCAAGGGUGUGGCAGUGGCCGAAUCGUCGGACAUGCCCAUUACCGAGACGGUAUUAAUUCAAACGAAUCCGUUAAGACUUAAUGCCCAUAUGUCUGUGAUAGAAUCGCUGAUGGUCUUAUAUGCAAGGGAAAUAUCAUCGGGUGAUCGUGUUACGGCGGCCAUACGAAGAAUAUCUGGCAGCAAUUAUCAGGCGCCACCUGGACAAAACUAUGAGCAAGGUCUACUGGCCUGGAUAUCCCAUGCAUGCGCAGCCCUCAAGAAGCGUAUUGUAAAAGAGGUAGAAACUGGACUACCCGAUGAGAAUGGAUCGCGGCUACAGACGCCAGACAUACCACCAGUGAGAGAUUUUCAAGAUCUGUGCGACGGCAUUUGUCUAGCACUGCUUAUCUCGUACUAUUGCCCCAAAGUGGUACCCUGGACAUGUGUGAGAAUUAACUAUUUGCCCGCGGUCGAGGACUCCAUUCACAAUAUCCUAUUGGUGGCCAAUUUCUCCCAAAAGCAUUUGCCAUAUGGCGUAUUCCACAUGACGCCCGAGGAUGUGACCUUUAUGCGCGGCUCGAUGAAACUGAAUCUUGUUUUGCUCUUAACGGACUUGUUCAAUCUGUUCGAAAUACAUCCAGCGAAGUGUGUUUGUUAUCCAGGAAUGGAUGGUCAAGAUGUCAUCGCCAGGCGCACUCUGGGCGCCAAUGAGCACGGAAUCUGCCAUCGACGAGGCCUCACAAUGCAGCCUGUUAUGCCCAUUCCCGAUUUGCGGAGCGAUCUUGACCAGCCGCCCGUAGGCUCACCCUCGAAUCGGCCACCGUUUCAAGUUCCGCACACGAAUUCAUUUGGCGGCGGCCUAAACCGUAGAUCAACUCCGCCCACUGAAUAUCAGGCGUCGGCGAUUCAGUCAAAUAAUUAUGAUGGUAAUCAUGCAGAAGCAUUCGUCGUGCACAAGUCGCGUGGCAUUACCACACUCUCAUCAAUGCACUCGCAACAUCAGCAGCAGCAGCAGCAACAAUAUCACCAGCAACCGCAGCAGCAGACACAGCAGCAGCAGCAGCAGGAGCCCUUGGUUCCAGCUCGCUUGCGGCAAGCUAAAGAAAAAUCCAAUGUCGAGUCGAAAGCGGAUGAGAGAGGCGAUUUUGUCGCGGCGGGCCGACCAAGUAACUGGGAACAAAGCCGACGCCCGAGUUUUGCAGGGCGUCGUUCGCGUAGAAAUUCCUCGAGCGAAGAUUCACAGUUGACCAUUGAGAACUUUGGUGGUUCACAGGAUCAAAUUAAUACGUUGGGGCGUUACGAGCGCGAACGGGACAGGGAAAGAAAGUUAUCCAACACAAGUGUGGUGGAACCUGCCGUGGCAAUACGCUCUUCGAUUGCCGAUGCCCGGGGAACGCUACAGUUGGGGUACGAUACGGAUUCGGGCUCGGAGAAACAGGAUCGGGAGACUGAGAAGUAUUCAAUGCGUCGACAAGCCAGUGUCGACAAUGUGCCUACGGUAUCGACAGCCCACCACAAUCUAUCGAAUGCGGGCAGUCCAUUGCCGCAGGCACGGAACAAGCAACAUUCCAGCGAGAAAGACUACAGCAACAACAGCAGCGCCGGAAUUGCUGACCAACUCUACAACGAUGCUAGAUCUACUUACGGAGAUCCGGAAAGUACACCCGUACGCAAAUCCUCUACCAGUAGCAUGCCAGCCAGUCCGGCUGCUUGGCAAAUGGAAGUAGGCGAUGAGGAUAUGCGUUCAUUGGAGAAUGCUACCAAGCUGUCCAAUAUUCGAAUGAAAUUAGAGGAGAAACGGCGUCGCAUAGAGCAGGAUAAACGUAAAAUUGAAAUGGCCCUGAUGAGGCAUCAAGAGAAGGAGGACCUGGAAUCGUGUCCUGAUGUCAUGAAGUGGGAGACCAUGAGCAAUGAGUCAAAGCGAACACCAGAUAUGGAUCCCGUUGAUUUAGAUAAAUAUCAGCAAAGCAUCGCCAUCAUGAACAUGAAUCUGCAAGAUAUCCAGCAGGAUAUCCAUAGGCUAGCAACUCAGCAAAGUCAAAUGCAGGCCCAACAUCUUCAGGCCCAGCAGCUGAUGCAGGCCCAACAGAUAGCCAACAUGCUGAAUCAGCAACAAACAUAUGGCUCCCAACAGCAUCUCGCUGAUCAUCAUUAUCAGCAGCCGCGAGCUAUGCAACAGAAUUUUGGCUCAUCACCGCAUCUUCCACAGGCCUACAAUGCCCCAGUCAGUACAUACAGCUCCCGUCCGCCCAGUCGCGAUCCCUACCAGCAGCAGCAAGCUCCGCCGCCCAUGGCCAUGCCCCAGCCGAUGCAGUACGUGAACGAGCAUGGGCAGUAUAUGUCGCCGCCGCAGCCCGCCCAUGCAUACAUGCAGCCGCAAAGCCUCUACAGCGACAAUGGCGGCGGCCCCUACAAUCACAAUCACAAUCAUUCACCCUAUGGUGCGCCGCCGCCACAGUACAGGAAUAGUGUGGUCUAUGAUGAGUAUGGCCAGCCGACGAAUCACUUCUAUUUGCACGAGACAUCGCCUCAGCCACCGCCACAGCGUCGCACCUGGGCUCAUUCGGCAGCAGCUGCCGCCUAUGAGCAGCAACAGCACCAGGUCCAACAGCCAUUGGUCGAUGUGAACGCCUGGCAGACACAGCAGAAGAAACAGGGCUGGCACAAUCGACCGCUAUCCAGUGCGGGCGGGGCGCCACAAGGAAGUUUCGUGCUCCAUCAGAAUGGCAGUGGUGGAGGCGGCGGAGAUCUGCAGCAUCUUUUCCAACAGCAGGCAUCGCCACAGCAUAGCCAGCGGCCAAUGAGCGGAGCCAAUGGUGUCCAACGCCAGCAGUCCUUGACCAAUUUGCGCGACAAUCGCUCGCCGAAAACCAAUCCUCAGCCGAUGGCUAUGCCCAUGCAGAUGCAGCAUGAAGACCUAAUGGCUCCGCAAAGCAUUUGUUUUAUCGGCGACGAGGAGGACGUGGACGAAUUGGAGCGCAAUAUUAUAGAGUCAAUGCAUUCAACCCGUAUCUCCGAUUUUGUGGUUCAGCAGCAGCAGCAGCAGCAGCAACAACACCGAGGCCAUCAGGGCCAGAGUGGACGUGGUAGCAGCUCAGAGGAUUACGACAGCGGCGAAUUAAUUUCCAAUAAGCUGAACAUAACCAGCGGCAAUCUCACCUAUCGGAUACCCUCGCCUUCGCGUCCUUCCAUACAAGCCAAUAGUUUUCAGGAUCCUCGAGGCGGUGCCGAGCAGGAGGAUUCGACCGCUGAAAAGGGUUUCUAUAUAUCGUUCGAUGAUGAUCAGCCGAAGCGGCCUAAGCCGCCACUCAGGGCCAAGCGCUCGCCAAAAAAGGAGACGCCAGGCGGUGGCAGGGAUAAUGUGGACAACCAAGUUGUCUUUAAACGUGAAUCGCUUAGUCAACUGCACAACAUCAGCAUGAGCAGCGAGGAGGCCAGCAAACAACCAGUCAAUAAUGCCAGGCACAAUCGCCCGAACAACAACAACUCCAACAGUGUCAAAUCUACUCAAAAUACCAAUUCUGGUAAUGCAACCUACAACAAAUACACUGAUGAGCCGCCAAUUCAAUUGCGUCAACUGGCCGUUAACACCUCAGAGCCGGGAAGCAGCCUGGAACGUCGCCAUUUAGAGGAUCUGACCAACCAGCCGCCGCAACUGCAACAACAGCAGCCAAUGUCACCCACACGCCUCCAGCACAGCAGCAAUACUGCCGAGGCGGCCAAGAACAAGGCCCUGGUCAUAGGAGCAGAUGCAACGAGUUUGGAUCCGGACUCGGUGGACGAAAUGGAACGCCGCAAAGAGAAGAUAAUGCUGCUCUCUUUGCAACGCCGACAACAGCAAGAGGAGGCUAAGGCUCGCAAAGAAAUCGAGGCAUCGCAGAAAAGGGAAAAGGAACGAGAAAAAGAGGAGGAACGCGCCCGUAAAAAGGAAGAACAAAUGGCGCGCCGAGCGGCCAUAUUAGAGCAGCAUAGACUCAAAAAAGCCAUUGAAGAAGCCGAAAGAGAGGGCAAAACCUUGGAUCGGCCGGACAUGCACGUGAAACUGCAGCCACAAACGGCGUCCUCGUCGACGCCACGUUUAAGGCAACAGCGGAACACACGGCCCAGGCCCAAGACUAUACAUGUCGAUGAUGCCAGUGUGGAUAUUAGUGAAGCUUCAAGCAUCUCUAGUCGAAGCAAGAAGGGAUCUGGAUCAAAUUUAACCGGCUACGGUCAGCUAAGUUCAAAUUCAAUGAAAAGAGAUUAUUAUAGGGGCUCGCAAGAUUCCCUUACAGUCAAAGAAUCUCCCGAUGAUUACCCCAGUACAAGUUCAACUCCGAUUGGACGAAGGGGAUCGUAUAAAACUUCCAGAGAGCCAGCCGCACUCCCAGAACGGGGCCGCACUCUGUCGCGUAUAUCGGUCGCUAAGGGGAGCACACUUAAUUUCCGUGGCCGAAAGUCCAAUUCUCUAAUGAAUUUGUGCGACACAGAUUCGGGACUGGGACGCGCCACUCCGCCUCGGCGUGCCCCAUCGCCAGGAAUGGGCAUGGCCAGCAUGGGAAUGGGCGCAUCAGGUCCGAAACUGUAUAAACAACCAGCGGCCAAAUCGAAUCGUGGCAUUAUAUUGAAUGCUGUGGAAUAUUGCGUUUUCCCCGGGGCCGUUAAUCGGGACGCCAAACAAAAGGUUUUGGAAAAAAUCGCAAGAUCAGAGGCCAAGCACUUCCUAGUACUUUUCCGUGAUGCCGGCUGCCAGUUUCGUGCCCUCUACAGCUAUCUGCCGGAAACGGAUCAGGUGACCAAAUUGUAUGGCACUGGGCCUAGUCAGGUUGAUGAAGUCAUGUUCGAUAAGUUCUUCAAAUAUAACUCAGGGGGCAAAUGCUUCUCACAAGUGCACACAAAGCAUCUGACCGUUACCAUUGACGCCUUCACAAUACACAACUCGCUGUGGCAGGGCAAGCGAGUCCAGUUGCCGAGCAAAAAGGAUAUGGCGCUUGUGAUCUAAAUAAUCAUAAUAAGCGCUUGGCGCAGCAAUUUCACAGAAUUCAAAAUUAUAAAAACGAAAACGCAGCAACACCAGCAGACAGAAACUUAAGCUUUUCUACGCAAAUUUCCCCAUGAAGAGGAUGGAUGUUAUGGAGAAAAUCUUAAAGUGAAAAGCAAACUCUAACGAAAAAUGUAUACAAAACAUUUUUCUAUAACUUAGAAAAAUUAUGUCUGGGACAGGGUAUCUGUAAAUGUAGAAUGUCUAUGGCUUAAUUACAAAUUGCACGUGUUCGUUCGAGGGUCAAACAGUUUUGGAAUUUACACUGAAGCAACUAUUGUAGUGAUUCAUACAAUGCGAUUGAAUUUAAUCUAAUAUAAUUUAUUGUUCCAAAAAAUGAAAAGAAAACCACCCUGAAAACAACAUCAGAGACAAAUAUUAUGUAAAAAACAAAAUCAUAAAACAAAAGCAGAAAACCUUGUAAAAAAAAAAAAUGGAAAGAUCAUAGGCAACAGAACGUAAUGGAAUUGUUUGAAUAUUUCUUUUUUAGUUUUGUCUUCUACACAAAUUUAAUAGUAUCAAGAUGAACAACAGCAACAACACGAUUUGUAGAAAAUAUCUUUAAUUUUAUUAAUUUGUUUUAUAUUGUUAUCAAGUUAUUCAAGUGAAAUUUGUUUCGCAAAUGGAAAUGAAGAUGGAGAUAGAAUGGGAGACGGGCCAUCAAUUGAAUUUCGCAAGUCGACACUAAUUUUAAUGCCACUUAGCUAUUUAUUUUAACACCUAUUAAUAAUUACUUUUUAUGCAUAUUUAAAAAGGCAAAUCAAGAUUACCACAUAUAUAAUACAACUAAUAUCUAAAGAUAUAUCAAUAUAUGCAACAACAAAUGAAAGACUUUUGACUCAAAAAUGGAAGUUCAGUUUUAUAUAUACAAAAUAUGAAUAUCAUACAUGCAUCAUGUGUUCCUCGACCAAGUCAGAUCCUUGUUGUGCAGUAGGACUCUAUCGAUGAGCAGAUAUAUACAGACAUAUAUCUCAAAUUAAUUAUAACUUUUCCAUUCAAUCGA
Molecule: messenger RNA, 6593 nt
Organism: Drosophila willistoni
Lineage: Eukaryota; Metazoa; Arthropoda; Insecta; Diptera; Drosophilidae
Gene: Patronin
Product: patronin
Exons: 24
Coding region: 329-5551 (1740 amino acids)
Biological process (GO): negative regulation of microtubule depolymerization; cytoplasmic microtubule organization; neuron projection development
Cellular component (GO): microtubule minus-end
Molecular function (GO): spectrin binding; calmodulin binding; microtubule minus-end binding
Source: RefSeq, a predicted model, not a curated record